Messenger RNA from Rotaria sordida, 1137 nucleotides. NCBI's taxonomy places the organism in Eukaryota, Metazoa, Rotifera, Eurotatoria, Philodinida, Philodinidae. The record is from the annotation of a GenBank genome assembly.
AUGUACAAUAAUUCAUCUACAUUAUUAACCUCACCAGAAUUUCAAUAUGAAAUCAGACGAUAUCUAGCAAAUCUCAAUUAUAUUCUUUCAUUUGUUCAGGCAUUUAUUGUUUUAUUUGGAGUAAUUGGAAAUCUUCUUGCAUUAGUUAUUAUUAAUAGAAGAUCAUUAAGAAAUACAUCAUCGAGUGUAUUUAUAACAUAUUUGGCAAUAUUUGAUAGCGGUGUUCUACUGUUGCAUGGCGCUCAUUUAGCAGGAUUGAAUCGAAAUUCUUUUAUUUAUUGUUCAUUAACUUAUCUUACAAAUUUAGCAACAUUUUGCGCUAAUUGGAUUCUUGUUAUUAUAACAUUAGAACGUUGUGUUGCUGUUUAUUCACCAUUUCUUUCUAAACGUCUUUGUACCGUAAAUUCAGCUCGUCGCUCAAUCUAUAUCUUCUUAACGAUUUCAAUCAUAUUAUUUUCCAUAGAAUUUCCAUUUAUUUAUGAUAUCAAACAGGCCUCUAGAACUAAAAAAUGUGUUAUACGUUCAUAUUUUGUAUUAAUUCUUCGUAUAUAUCAAGCAGUAUUAUUUUAUGCUAUACCAGAUUUACUUCUUCUAUCAAAUUUAUUUACUGUUUAUGCAUUAUGUCGACGAACAAAACGAAUUUCAUCAGCUUGUUUAAAAGAUGAACAACAAUUACAGAUGCGUAUAAGUGAUGUAAAUUCAGGUCGUAAACAACGACAAUUAACAAUUAUGCUUGUUACAGUUAGUUUAUCAUUUUAUUUAUUUACAACACCAGCCAUGAUUUUGUUUAUAAGUGAAUAUCAUCCAGUAAAACAUAAUGAUAUAAAUAAACUAAAACAAAAUAUUUUAAUUUCACAAAUGUCUGUUAUAUUAUUACAAUUAAAUAAUGCAACAAAUUUUAUAUUUUAUUGUUUUGCUGGUCAACGUUUUCGUCAAGCAACCGUACAAGCAUUUUAUGAGUAUUUAGAACGAUUAAACAUUUUUUAUCAUCGAUAUAUUUUAUGCAAUAAACAAUAUCAUCCCAUACAUUUGUAUCAAAAUCGUUUAAAUACUUUUAGACCAGCAACAGCAACAACACUUGGUAGUACAUAUUCUCGAUCUUGUAAUCAAUCUCAUUGUAAAACAUCGUCGAUAUGA